GGGGGUGGGAUGUGUUCCCCUUUAAGAUGAGCCUUUCCCCUCGGCCUGUCACAUCGACCCGGGACGCACGCAGGCUUCUACUGUCAUCCCGUAACUACUGAGUCUGAGCAAUGUCUCGUAUGGAGAAGGCUGUGGUGUCCAUCGUGGAGGUGUUUGAGGAGUACGCGGGGCAGGACGACAAGAAACGUCAGCUCAGCUUUAGUGAGCUGCAGGAACUGCUGCAGAAGGAAAUGUCCAGCCCCGAGUUCCAGGGAAAGAUUGACCCAGAGGACAUAAAGGAGGCUAUGGAGGUCAUGGAUAAGAACCAUGAUGGAGAGAUUAACUUCAGGGAGUUUUCCCGCUGUGUGUCCAUGCUGGCUCUGGGCUACUUCCGGAAGAAGCAUGGCAAGGGGGGCAAGAGGGAUAAGGAGGGUAGGGGGGGCAGGGGGGAUAAGGAGAAAGCUGACAAAUAGUAAGGAGAUGACACAGCAGACCAGACUGGGGCUUCACCUGAGACAGGAAGCAGGAAGUCUCCUGAGGACUCACACCUGCAUCUACAUCAGCACCAGCCAACCACAAGUUUACACAUCAACCGUAUAUGGCACCUCAAGUUUGUCAUGACUUAAACUAAAAUGAACUGUAUCUGUUGUUUGAUUUAAAUAUGUGGUCGUGUAGCAUCAGGGAUCAUACAAUUGCUAACAGACUAAAAUAAAACAAACAAAACUACACUCACAAA
Messenger RNA from Hypomesus transpacificus, 715 nucleotides. RefSeq names its product S100 calcium binding protein W (gene s100w). NCBI's taxonomy places the organism in Eukaryota, Metazoa, Chordata, Actinopteri, Osmeriformes, Osmeridae. The transcript is spliced from 3 exons. Gene Ontology annotation, molecular function: transition metal ion binding; calcium ion binding. The record is from RefSeq and is a predicted model, not a curated record. The coding region runs from base 111 to 452 and encodes 113 amino acids.